Rhipicephalus sanguineus (brown dog tick) is the source of this 8102-nucleotide messenger RNA. RefSeq names its product thyroid receptor-interacting protein 11. The record is from RefSeq and is a predicted model, not a curated record. Lineage: Eukaryota; Metazoa; Arthropoda; Arachnida; Ixodida; Ixodidae. Gene Ontology annotation, biological process: endoplasmic reticulum to Golgi vesicle-mediated transport; Golgi organization. Gene Ontology annotation, cellular component: Golgi apparatus. Gene Ontology annotation, molecular function: small GTPase binding. The transcript has 17 exons. Bases 222 to 3095 code for a protein of 957 amino acids.
UUCGAGGUUAUCGAAAAUAAAAAAAACAUGUCGUCUGCAGUGUGCAUCGUUGGCAUCGUUUACGAACAAGACGUUAGGCGUUAACUUAUGACCAACCUCCUCGAAUACUACUGCCGCCUGAGGCUCACUUGUGCGAAAGGCAUAUCAGGAUGGGCAAGAAGUGACUGCUUGUGGAGACGUCGUGUGGACAAGAAGCCUUCAGGGCCCUUUGGAAUGUCGAUAUGUCUUGGUUGGGCGGCACGCUGUCGUCACUCACCAGCCAAAUAUCUAAUUUGACGAGCGAAGUUCUGCUCGAAGGACGAGAGGAACUGGACGACCAAGGAGCGCAACUGCAGCUGUUUAAAGCACGCCUCGAACAGCUUGAGGGCUGCAAUGCUACUCUUCGUAAAGAGCUCGAGCGUCUUCGGUCGGCCAACGCGGAACUGGAGGACCGGUGCCACGCCACCGAGCUGCAGCUGUGCGCCGAACGACGCUCCAGGGAGGAACGGAACAACCACGUGGUCAGCAAUGGAGAAGGAGACGAGCUGCCUUUGCUCCUGGAGCAGCACAGGGAUCGCAUCCAGGAGCUGGAGCGGGCACUUUCUGAGGCGGCCAUUGAGCGGCAGGAAGAAGUGGCCACUCUGCAGAGUCAUCAUGCUAGGCAGCUCGCACUGCUUCAGAGACACGUGGCUGAAGGAGAUGAUGCACCAUCAUUUUGGGAAAAGUCUGGCACUGACCUGCAAGUGCCCGAGCCUGAUGCCCCCAUGAGCUUGGACCCCCACGAGCGUGGAGACUCAAAAGAUGGCACCUGCCAGACAGAUGAUCAUGUGGUUGAGCAGUUGCUUCAAGAAAAGCAUCAGCUGGAGAUGAGCCUCGUGGAGUUAGACCAACAGAAUCAGGAGGCCCUCGCACAGCUACUGGCCUUAAAAACAAAGCUCGAGGCGGAGAAUCGCCAACAAGCCGAGGAGCUGAAGAAGUUUGAGAAGUAUUCAAAGCCAGCUUUGAGUCGAGCCUCGCAGACGGACUCCACGCCACUCAGAACUGCAUCGGUUGAGACUGAAAGCGUUGGUGCAUCCGUGUCUUCAACUGGUGUUCAGACUCAAAUUGUCACAGGAACAUCUCGAGAAGAACAGCACUCGGUAAGUUCCAUGGAGGACGACGAGAGAAAGUUCAAAGAGGCCAGGGAGAAGUGUGCUUGGCUGGAGCAAGAGCUCGCUAGCCGCAGCGCCCGAGAGGAACAGUUAGAAAAGAAAUUAGAGGAACUGACGGCCAACGGCGCCUUUGGCGAGCGUCAGGAAGGAGACGGAGCCGCGGCGCAGGACACUUCUACUAUGACGGCCAGCAUGGAGGAACGGCUGCGCAGCCUGCAGGCUGACAAGGACCGCAUCCUGUCGGUGAUGAACGAGAAGUCUCGCGAGAGCAGUUCGCUCAAGGCGGAGGUGCAUCGGCUGCUCGGCGUCAUCGCUCAGGAGCGGCAGGCGGCGGCCAAGCUGCGUCGCGAGCAGCAGGCAGUCCAGGAAAGCGACGACGUUGAGCUGACGCGGCAGGCCCUGCGCAACCUCUCGCAGCUCGUGCGAGAUCGUGAGCUUGAAGUCGAGGCGGAGAAGCAGAAGAACGCCACGCUGCUGCAGCUUCUGCGACAGUGCUCGCCGGUCGACCAGGAACACCUGCAGGAGCUGCUGGAGGAGCGCGAGUCCCUCGCCCAACGAGCUGCUCUGGCUGACGAAGAGCAGGGCCACCUCAAGGUGGCACUGCAGCAGAAGGACAGGGAGCUGAGCGAGGCGCUGGCGCAAGUGGACAAGCUGGCACUGGACCUAGGGCUGGUCCGCCUGCAGGUGGACUCCUCGAUGCAGAAGCUGGAAGAGAAGACCAGCGCGCUCCUGGCUGCACGGGAGGAAGCGCUUGCUCUGCGACAGCGCAUAGCAGAGCUCCAACGUGUCGAGCAUUCACAACCGGAGUCUUCUGGAAGCUCAGGGCAACACUGGCAGACGCAAGCGGAACAGUAUCAGAAGCAGGUGCAUGAGCUGCAGUUGAAAGAGGCCAAACUGAGCAAGGAACUCGAGCGGCUUCGGACUCAUCUUAUUCAGAUGGAAGAAAGCUACACUCGAGAGGCGCUUGAGGCCGAGUCCCGGGAAGAAAGUCUUCGGAGCCGUCUGAUGAAACUGGAAGAGUGGGCCCGUGUAUCCGAGUCUGCAGCUCUGAAUGCUACGGAACAGGCGAGCCAGCAGGUGGACAACCUUGUGCAGCAGUUGGCCCUGACCCAAUCACAGCAGUCGGCCCUAGCGGAAGAACUGCGCCACAGCAAAGCCUCACUCACCAACCUGCAGUCGGUGCUGGACCACUUUCAGACAGAGAAGGAGAGAGAGAUUCAGUUGCUGCGCUCCUCGUACGAGUCACAGCUGUCCCUGGAGAGGGAGAAGUCUCAGCAGCUCAUUUCACUGGUCACUCAGAAGCAGGAACAACUGGAGGGAAGCAGAGAUGCUCUCGAAGCUGCCGAGCGGCUCAGCCAGCAGCUGGAUCGUCGAGAAGAGGUGAUAGCAACACUCAAGCAGCAAUUGUCUGAGCGGGAAGCUGAGCUGGAGAGGAUACGCCAAGAGGUCUACGAUGUCCGCAGCACGACGGAGGGAAAGGUGGACAAGCAAAUAAUGAAGAGCUUAGUGCUCGGCUAUUUCAGCAGUCCACAAGGUCAGCGUCCAGAAGUGGUUAGACUACUGGCCCGUGUGUUGGACUUCAGUCGGGAUGAAAUGGACAAGGCUGGCAUCAGCCUGGGUUCCCAAGAGGGCAGGAUCCACAUAGGCUGGAUCUCUGGUUUCUUCCGGAAGUCGGCUGGCACUGUACCCAGGCCGCUUAACCGAGAGUCCUUUUCGGCGCUGUUUGUCAAGUUCCUGCAAGAAGAGUCCGAGCCUCAGCAAGAGGUGCGCCUGCCCGUGGAGGCUAUGGCUUUGGGAACGGUGUCCCGACUGCCAGCCAUCAAGGCCGCUCCCACGACACCACCGCAGCAGCACCUGUUGCUGCAACCCAUCUCAGAGUCACUGCCAACCUUAGCGCCAGUGACACCCGACGAUUCCAGAGACUCUACUGCAUUCCUCCAAGAAAUGCUCAGUUCUGCACGGUGACUCUUUCGUAGAAUAUACAUUAUUUUUUCAUGUUGAAUCUGACUACUCACAGCCUGCCUUCUCUGGCUGGCCUGUGUGGAAGGAAACAUCUCCCGCUGAGUGGCUAGCAUUCAAGAAAGUCUCACCACAGGUGGAAUACAAGUUGUGCACUCCGUGUCAUAUUUUGUGGUGGUGCCCAUGGGUGUCUGCAACCACUAGAUGCUGCUAAAGUUUGUACGUGGCACUCGGAAGCAGUACACUGUUGGGCUUUUGUUUUUGCUACACAAGCCUAUUCACAGAAGAGCUUCACCACUGAUUUGUACGUGGCCCCAGGUAAACACAGUACUAUACUGUGUGUGUGCACAUAAGCGAGACAUGUGACAUUUUGUAACAAGCUGUUUUGAGAUUCCUUGUGAAAUACCCUGGCAGGCUGUGCUGCACCACUGAAGAAAAAGGAGCACGGAAAAAAAAGGCCCCUUUUUCACUGCCACAUGGUUCGCACACUGCAGGAGAUUGGUAAAACAAAUACGUCUGAAGAUGUGACCUUGCAGUGCCACAUGCUGCAAACCCUUGUGCAGUCCGAAGUUGCUUGGGUCUCAAUAUUGUGCACCAUUUUGUUGAUGCGAGAGAGCAUGUUUACGUCAUUCUAGUCCAUCGUAUGAAUGCCUGCAAUAAUGUCCAGAGCAUGCCUUGGUUGUAAGCAUAGGUCGGCAAACUCACUCAUGAGUCGACUCACUCAGACUCAGAUCGGCCCGUGAGUAUGAGUUUGAGUGAACCCGGGUGAGUGAUAUCUUGGUGAGUUUGAUUCCGAGUAAGUCUGGUUGAGGAAAUGUCUAGUGAGUCCGAGUCAGAGUGAGUCCGGUUGAGGAAAAUUUUGGUGAGACUGAGUCCAAGUGAGCCCUCAGAGCAGAAUAUACUUCUUGAGUGAGUCUGAGUGAGCUCCAACUUUUUUUGCCGACCUGUGGUUGUAAGUACUAGACGCUUUUCACCGCAUGCACAUGGUCACAUUCGAAUUGGAGACGGCAAAACUACCCCUGAAAAGUAAUUACUAUACCUAUAGCUUUUCUAGAAUUGUUCAAAUAUAAUUAAAUUACAUUGCAAGUUGUGGCUGAAAGUAAUUACAUUACUAUUACUUUUGAAAUGCAAUGAAAUUCACCAUUCCUGCGCUAAUUUGUGUGCACUUUAUUUACAACACAGAUAUUACAUUGAAGUCUCGGAUCCCUUUGUUUAGCUUCCCACGUUUGAGGUUUGGCACUCAUAUCAACUUAGUUCUCACUCGUAUCUCAGUUAGUUGUCUUGCUUUUUUUUUGGUCAAUAUCUUGUGCCAUAGGGGAAGUGGGCAUGCUAUGUUUGAAUCAAAAGAAAUUGGGAAAGUAAUGAGUCAUUUUCUUAAUAUUACCCACUCAAGAUGAUUUAUCAUAUUACUAAAUUACCAGUCCAUAAAAGUAAUUCAUUACAUUUCUCGUUGCACCAAACAUAAUUUAAUUACUGUAAUUUCAUUACUGUUAAGUCUCAUGUGAAUGCCUAUCCUUAGCUUUCCUCAGCCAGUAUCUGCUGCCUCUAUUCCUAUUGGUAGUGCAAAAUUUCUGUGCAGUGCAGCUAGACGUUGUUUCUGGUAUCUGCUGCUGGCAGCCACUGUGCGAACAGCACAAAAAUGUAGUUGAAGCUUCAAAAGGCAUCCUCCUGCAGAACUUGUGUGCCUUGUCAAAAUGCUAGGAGCACUGUAAUAUGGUGCACAUACAUACUCUUACAAGGCGUGUUUUCAGAGACACAAUGAUACCUGCUUUCAUCCGCCGUAUUAAAGCAGGAUUACAUUAAUUUGCUUACAUGUUUUUCUCUUAUUUAUUGCUAAUGGCUUUGAAGUGUGAGGUUGUCAAGUUUUUGUGCGAUGUCUUUAUUUGCUUUCAAAAUCUGUGUCAGUUGCAAUAGAUUUGCUUAUGCCACGCUUGGAGCCUUAAAGGAGUACUGACACGAUUUUGAAGUGCAGCAAAGCGGACGUUUUUUGUUUCCUUGGCAUGUAGUGUUAACGCUCUCCCCACACCGCAUCCGGGAAACACGUAUAAAUAUUUAAGUUUGAUUUUAAAGUUUUCAUCUCCCAGCAUCUGCAAGGCAGCUUCACCGCAUGGAGAGCCCUAUGACGUUUCAAGUCAGCUCACUUGGUUUGCGAAAUCUGGGUUCUGCAUGCAGCCUAAAUCACAGAAAUCGCUGUCGGAGGCACUGGACGACAGUUCACUCAUCAUGAACCACGUUCGACGGACAGCAAAGGACAGCAGGUGCAUAAUUCGUGGGUUGCAGUCUGCCCGUGACGUCACGGGCAGACUUGACACGUCACUAUGAAGCCGCCCUCUCGAAACCGAAACUGCUGGUUGAAAGAAGCGGUAUUAAAAAUAUAUGCAAUGCAUCCCCAGGCACCACGACACUCUUUUUAGGGUUCUCGACACCCGUGCUUUCAUUUAGAGCAACAACCCGAAAAAUUUUUAAAUUCAUGUCAGUACUCCUUUAAAGGUCUUAUGUUUCGAACCUUUGUGGUAGCAAAAAAGACAGCACAUUGUGCAUGACUUCUUUACACACUUAUUGUAAUGAAAUGUAUGGCUGCAAGCAUUCAUGCUUAGUAUGUGUAAACUGCUCAUUGAUUGGCAUACUCUGUAAUGAGCGAGCCCUUAUACGGGUCCUACAACACUUUUACAAAUAAUCAUCAAAUCACCUCGCUAUCGGAGUUUAUUGCUUCAUGAAUUGAUUGCCGCAAAAAUGUUGUGAAUCUGUCAAAUACGAGUGGUGUUGCAGCAUUUGUUGCACACUUUAGGUGCGCGACAAAUGCCUGUAAUUCCUCUACCUCGCAGAAUCCUUUUGUCAUGUUCGGUGUUUGUGCAGAUACUGCUAUUACUAGGCAUCCCCACUUGAUUCACUGCUUAUUAUGAGGUAAAAGAAAUGGACACUGAGAAGCGGCGCUGCAUUUGCAAUGACUAGUGGAAGCAAGAACACAUGUCAAGCUGCGGCACAUGCACACAGCCUGCACGUUGAACCGCACUGCAUGAAUGCACAUCGCAGCAAUGCAGGCUUUACUCCAUGGCCACUGAGUAGUAUAACCCACCGUUCGCAGCAUGUGUUGCGUGUACAACUUCACCAGUGCUGCUAGUAAAGAAAUUCUGUUAAGAAAUGUUUCAUGUUGUUUUUUGCAUUACCAUUCGACGAUUAGGCACACUGAUCGGUGAUCUUUCCGUUGCACUAAACAAAACGGCAUGAAAAUUGCGAGUCGGUCUGUUUAAAAUUGAGAACUUAAAGGGGCCCUGCAACACUUUUUGAGUACGGUCAGAAAACGCUGCCGAUCGGUAGUCGAGGCUCCCGAGAACGUGAGAGCCAAACGUUGUAGCGCAGCACGCUGCCUGAAAUUUACGUUUAAUUUUCAAGGUCAACUAGAAAUCACUUGCUCAUCGCUCGACAAAUGAUAGCCAAAUCUAAAAUGACCGCGCCAUAAACACAAAGUCCACGGCCAUUGGCUGAUUGGAGCAUCGUGAGCUGCAUAGUUGCUGCGGUUACUGCAAGGUGCCGUGACGUGCCUGCGCUGCAAUCUAUAUAGUGCUAGAAUUACACCAGCGGGCUCGCGGUCACACUGAAAGUAAGCCGCAUGUUCAAAUAAAAAAUUAAAAUAAAAAAUAAAAUGCUCAUGACACGUGCUUGCAAACGGAUAUAACUUCUUGCCCCUUUGUCAUCUACCCUGCAUAGCUUUGAGUGUGCUUAAAGCUUGCAACAAAUCCUUGCGACUCUGCUCGUACUUGACGGGCUCUAAAAAUUUUUGCAGCAGUCGGUUCAUGAGGCGAGCACCUGUGAUGAAGUCAUUUGAUGAUUACUCGGACAAGUGUUGCAGGGCCCCUUUAAGCCACAGCGAGUUCCAGUAAAGGCCUGAGAAACAUUUACAGGCGUGAGCAAGUUUCUUCUAAAAUUGUAGUGUUAUUUAACCAUCAUAUUUUUGAGGGAACUUUGCUUAUGAUCACAUGUAUAAUCUCAAAAGUGUUGCACUAUUGACCGCAAGAUCGAGCAGAGUCGCCGCCUGGCAGCUUCUCGCUGAACCCCACCUAGUGUGGAUUGCUCCCUGCGUCGUCUGCUAGCCACGUCAUGUUUGCAUGUAUGCGUACGUCAUGCACAUCCUCGAAGGGCAGUCUGUUCCAUUUGUAGCGCAAUUCCACUGCUUGUAUGUAUGCCAUGUACUGUUGUCGUACCCUCCGUUAGCUAGAAUAAUAUCGGUGUGGGUGCCGCUUUGGGGUUUAAGCACAUCGACAAGUGCUUUUGGCGUCGUCCUAACCAGGAGGAGUAUUAAAUGUGUGAAUGAAGCGUUUUAGCGACUCAGUGGUAAACAAGAACAAGGCUCUAAGCCUUGCACUUUCACCUUGUUAGGACUGUCGUUCAUCGGUUUUGGGACAAGCUUUAGUUGCGCUUUUAUUGUGCGCUCCUGGUUCCACUACAAAGAAGCGUUUCUCUCAAGUGAAGUCUGAAACUCCGGUACUUAAAUUUUCCCCUAAAAAGAAUAGAAUAUCGAAUGACGCGGAGCUGAUAAAAUGGAGUUCUGUGCGCAAUUUCAGCCUUGUGUAAAAUUUAUACAAGAACAUCCGUGUACUUAGAUUUAGGUACGCGUUGAAGAACUCAGAUGGUCAAAAAUAAUCCAGAUGGCAUGCCUUAGAUUUAUGUCGUAGUAAUUUCUCGCAAAACCUCUUUCUUUUACAUUAUCUUGUGCGUUUUUGUGGUGUUAUAGAUUGACGGAAGGCAGCGGACAUUGUUUGCUCGAAAAAACAAACAUACCGUAAAAUAACCGGUCCUUUGUUGCAUCACUGUCAUGGAGGUAAUGAAUUGAAGAAAGCUCCGUGCUGUACUGUUAUCUUUUUAUACUAUUACUGGCAUAAAAACAAGCGCGCACAUGCUAAACGUCUGUAGUGCUAAAGCGUAGUCAGUCAUUUAGCUUUCCUGACUAAGCUCAUCAACUGUUCUACAUUUCAUGGAGAACUGAAACAAAAAUAAAAAUAAAGAACAGCUCCA